AUGCAUAUAAUCAAGCCUGUUUGGUUGACGCAUGGAGGUGAACGGAAGGAGUUUGAAGUCUACAGCUGUGAUGUCUCCCCCGAUGGGAAACGCUUGGUGACGGCCGCUGGAGAUGGAUACGUGCGCAUCUGGUCAACGGAAGCUAUAUACAAUGCAGCCGACCCUGCGUUUGCGGACAAGCCCAAGCAACUGGCUUCGAUGAGCAACCACUCCGGCACCAUUCACACCGUGCGAUUCUCUCCAAAUGGGAAAUAUCUUGCUUCCGGCGCAGACGACAAAAUUGUAUGCGUUUAUUCUCUGGAUGCAAAUCCUCCGUCUCAUGGGUCUACGUUUGGCUCGGACGAAGCCCCUCCGGUUGAAAACUGGCGAACGAUUCGACGAUUAAUAGGUCAUGACAAUGAUGUGCAAGACCUGGGAUGGUCAUACGACUCCUCGAUUCUGGUCUCCGUCGGCCUGGAUUCAAAAGUCGUUGUCUGGUCGGGGCAUACCUUCGAGAAGCUGAAGACAUUAUCAGUACACCAAAGCCAUGUCAAGGGCAUCACUUUUGAUCCAGCCAACAAGUACUUUGCUACGGCAAGUGACGACCGAACCGUGAAAGUCUUCCGCUUCAGCUCACCCGCACCCAACUCAACUGCGCAUGACCAACUAAACAACUUCGUCUUGGAAACAAACAUCGUCGCGCCCUUUCAAAGCUCGCCAUUGACUGCCUAUUUUCGACGCUGUUCGUGGUCUCCCGACGGGCUGCACAUUGCCGCUGCCAAUGCUGUUAAUGGGCCGGUGAGUUCAGUGGCUAUAAUCAACCGUGGGUCGUGGGAUGGUGAUAUCAACCUCAUUGGACACGAAGCUCCUGUUGAGGUAUGUUCAUUUUCGCCACGACUAUAUUCGACACAGCCCGUCACAAAAACUGGAGGGGAGCAUCAUAACUUGGUUACGGUCAUUGCAUGCGCCGGAGGAGACAAGUCUCUCAGUGUAUGGAUCACGAGCAACCCGCGCCCGAUUGUUGUCGCGCAAGACGUUUCUGCCAAAUCUUUGUCUGACCUGGCAUGGACCCCCGAUGGUAAAUGUUUAUUUGCAACAGCAUUAGACGGGACUAUUGUUGCGGUUCACUUUGAAGAUUCAGAGCUUGGGUAUCCAAUGUCCCUCGAGGAGAAUGAAAGAUCAUUGACAAAGUUUGGCACAAAUAGGAGAGGUGCCGGAAUAGCAGAAACCACGGACGGGCUUCUGUUGGAAGAAAAGAGCAAGGCCGGGGAGCUCAAAGGCGUCGAGGGCAGGAUGGGAGCUUUGAUGGGCGAUGGCCAUGUCUCGACUGACGGAAAAGCCAAUGGAACUGCUGCCCCUGCUGCCACCGCUGGAACGACAACCCCUGCUGCGACAACAGCCUUGACGAAUGGCACUUCUACUACCGCACCUGAAAAGCAAAAGUCCCAAACAAAUGGCACAGCUACCCCGGCUUCCUCGGAGAACGACAAGGCGGCGGAUAAAGCCAAGGACAAGCCAGAUCCAUACCAAGCGAAGCUUGAAAGAUUAAAACAGCGGCCAACAUAUACAAAGGAGGGGAAGAAGCGAAUUGCCCCUCUUCUCGUUUCUGGUGCCGGGGCGUCAGAGUCGUCUUUGCCACAGUCACGGCUUAUGGCUUCCAGUACUGUCCAACAAGGGGGGGCUGACGCGCCUCAAUCUGUGCUCGACCUGUCCAAGCCAUUUGAUGGACUGCCCAAGGGAGGACUAUCAGCCAUGCUAUUCGGAAACAAACGUAAGCUGGCACAAAUUGAAGGAGAUGAGGAUAAUCAGGUAGAGAAGCGGGUUGCAUCAAUUAGCCAGAAUGGUGCAACACCUAUCCUCACAGAAACAGUAGAAGGACUACUACCUGCUCAGGCGCAACCUCCAGUUUCCGGACAACAACCCACACCAGAGUUUAUCCGACCAGCAGUUACAAAUCCCUGCAUGGCUGUCAGUCAGCUGCGGUUAGCAGUACCAAAAGUUCGAGCUCAGAUAUUGCAAGCACUUGACAAGAGCGGAAAUCCCACCGAGCCGACGGGCGACUCCAAGCAAUCUCGAGUGGAUAUUGUAUUUGAGGCCCGCAAUCCGCCAGCAACUUCUAUCACCGGUCGACCUACAGACCGAGAACCGGUGCGGAUUACAUUGAGUCGCGGGGACCAACCUCUCUGGCAAGAUUUCCUUCCUCGGUCAGUCUUGCUCGCGACCGGUAACACUAGCAUGUGGUCUGCUGCCUGUGAGGAUGGAUCUGUUUAUAUAUGGACACCUGCAGGCCGUCGUCUCGUCAGCGCACUCGUUCUUGAAGCCCAGCCUGUCAUGCUGGAAAGCCAUGGUCCAUGGUUACUGUGUGUCACGGCUGUCGGAAUGUGCUAUGUAUGGAAUGUUAAAUCGCUUUCUUCUCCUCAUCCGCCUGUUUCUCUUCAGCCGGUUUUGGAUUCUGCUCUGCACUCGCAAACAGCGCAGCUUCUUCUUGCACCAGCGGUGACCGGCGCUCGAAUCAACUCUGAGGGUCGAAUAGUGGUGGCACUGUCUAAUGGCGAAGGAUAUAUUUAUUCUCCGUCUAUGUACACCUGGCAAAGAGUGUCGGAAGCUUGGUGGGCCGUGGGAAGUCAAUACUGGAACACAACAGAUGCCUCUGUUGGCAACUUGCAGGCACUCAGCAACCAAAGGGGAGAUGACUCCAAGGCCAAGAUUUCGGCUGGUAUCAUACCGUAUCUGGAACGAGGCACGACCAGUGAAACUCUGCUUCGGGGGCGUGCGUAUUUGCUCCAGCGACUUAUCAAGGCCUUGUUGUCACGAGAAGGAUAUGAGACACUUGAGUCGAGUGUUUCCAUUGCCCAUCUCGAGAAUCGUAUGGCUGCUGCUCUUUCUCUAGGCUCCAAGGAGGAAUUUCGCUUGUAUCUGUCCAUGUAUGCGAAGCGGAUUGGAGCCGAAGGCCUCCGGGGCAAAGUCGAGGAACUUUUGAAGGCUCUUGUGGGCGGCAUCUUCGAAGAUGAAGAUGAACCACAGCAGCCACUUUCGGAUACUGAAAAGGAGGGCCGGAACUGGUCAGCAAGCUCAGAAACUCUAUGCGGUUGGCCUCGAGAUGUGCUGCUGAAAGAGGCAAUUGUUGCUCUAGGCAAACACCGAGAUCUACAACGGGUAACCGUACCUUAUGCAAAGUUACUAGGUGUUGUAGACGGCGAAAUAGACGACGACGCCAUGGAAACGUGA
Messenger RNA from Talaromyces rugulosus, 3207 nucleotides. RefSeq lists its product as uncharacterized. The record is from RefSeq and is a predicted model, not a curated record. NCBI's taxonomy places the organism in Eukaryota, Fungi, Ascomycota, Eurotiomycetes, Eurotiales, Trichocomaceae. Gene Ontology annotation, molecular function: protein binding; nucleosome binding. Gene Ontology annotation, biological process: chromatin remodeling; DNA-templated transcription; regulation of DNA-templated transcription. Gene Ontology annotation, cellular component: nucleus; HIR complex. The coding region runs from base 1 to 3207 and encodes 1068 amino acids. The transcript has 5 exons.